UCGGGGCCGCCCGAGGAUGGGAAUCCUCUUCACCAGGAUCUGGAGGCUGUUCAACCACCAGGAGCACAAAGUAAUCAUUGUUGGUCUGGAUAAUGCAGGAAAAACAACCAUCCUUUACCAGUUUUCUAUGAAUGAAGUGGUGCAUACUUCUCCUACAAUAGGCAGCAAUGUAGAAGAAAUAGUGGUUAAUAACACACGUUUUCUAAUGUGGGAUAUUGGAGGGCAAGAAUCUCUUCGAUCUUCAUGGAAUACUUAUUAUACAAACACAGAGUUUGUCAUCGUUGUUGUAGACAGCACAGACAGAGAGAGAAUUUCUGUAACUAAAGAAGAACUUUAUAAAAUGUUAGCACAUGAGGAUUUAAAGAAAGCAGGUUUGCUUAUUUUUGCGAACAAACAAGAUGUUAAAGAGUGCAUGACGAUAGCUGAAAUAUCCCAGUUUCUGAAACUAACUUCAGUUAAAGAUCACCAGUGGCAUAUCCAAGCAUGCUGUGCUCUAACUGGCGAGGGAUUGUGCCAAGGACUUGAAUGGAUGAUGUCAAGACUUAAAAUCAGAUGAUUUUUAAUGACCUCUUUGCACCGACAUUGCAUACAAAAGUGCUGUACCUAUGGAUACCUUGGUUACCUGUACCUAUGGUAACCUGCAAAAUUAAUGGGUUAGAUGUAUUUAUAAUAAACUGAUUUCAACUUUAUUUUCUACACACAUAUAUUAAGACCACCUCUUUGAAAACAGAUGAAGAUGAAGGCUCUAGUUUAUUUUCCCAUUAGUUUACUCUGAAGAUAGGUUUAAAAACGGUGGUUGACAUUCUUCUCAAGAUAAAGCCACUCAGGACUAUGUGUGGUGAGUAUGAAGUGAGAGGAAGGAAUUUUUAACUUUACAUUUUAUAUUCCAAUAUAACUCUCCUAGUUGAAGGUGUUGGCCUCAUUAUUCCAGUAAAUUAGCAAGCAAAUCAGUGGCAUAGGUAUUGACUUUCCAGUAUUUUAAAAACUUGUUCAAAUGUGCUACAGAUACAAAAAUAUUUUCCUCUGUGUACUGUACAUAUUUGUGUAUAUUUAUACCUCAAGUGUAGGUUAACUGAAAUCUGUUCCAAGAAAAAGUGAAUAACACUGCAUCUCAGUGUACUGAGAAUAGUACUAAUGUUGAGAUUGUUGACAUGUCACAACUGCUUUUCCUUUGUUCUCUGUACUGCUCUAACCUUCACCAAAUAAUUGGUGCACCAUUUCUUUAUAAAGUGAAAUCUCUUAAGACUAUUGGUUUUUAUGCUUGUCAUAUAUAUACUCUGCAAUUAAGAAUGAUCACAAAAAGGGAUAGUGUGUCUGAAUGUGGAUUUUAUACUUUGUUCAGUAUUGGCAACUAACUGCAAUUCUUUGCUAAAAGGUAAAGAAUCCAAAAAGUUAGCAUUCUCAUUUUGUUGGAUAAGACCAUUCCAAAAAAUGCCUGUGUUGUGCUCUGCUUUAUGCCAUCAUGU
Molecule: messenger RNA, 1466 nt
Organism: Emys orbicularis (European pond turtle)
Lineage: Eukaryota; Metazoa; Chordata; Testudines; Emydidae
Gene: ARL5A
Product: ADP ribosylation factor like GTPase 5A
Exons: 6
Coding region: 17-556 (179 amino acids)
Biological process (GO): intracellular protein transport; protein localization to Golgi membrane; vesicle-mediated transport
Cellular component (GO): trans-Golgi network; cytoplasm
Molecular function (GO): GTP binding; GTPase activity
Source: RefSeq, a predicted model, not a curated record